GAGCGUCGGGGCCGGCAGCCGGGCUGAGGCGGUGCCGCUCCGCCCGCGGCGGCGGCGCCCCGCGCUGCCCUGCCCUGCCCUGCCCUGCCGUGCCCAGUCCGGCCCUGCGCCCGCAUGAGGGAGGCGGCGAGGGGGCCAGGCCGCGCCGCGACACCGGCAUGUCCGCGCCCUGCUGCGCCGGCCAGUUGGCCUGCUGCUGCGGUACUGCUGCUUGUGCCUUGUGCUGCAAAUGCUGCCCCAAGAUAAAACAGUCAACCAGCACCCGCUUCAUGUAUGCGCUUUACUUCAUCCUGGUGACUAUCAUCUGUUGUGUCAUGAUGUCAACAACAGUAGCUAAUGAAAUGAAAACACACAUUCCCUUCUACGAGCAGAUGUGCAAGGGUAUUCAGGCGGGUGAGAUGUGCGAGAAGUUGGUGGGUUACUCUGCAGUGUACAAAGUCUGUUUUGGAAUGGCCUGUUUCUUCUUUCUGUUCUUCUUGUUCACCAUCAAAAUUAACAGCAGCAAAAGUUGCCGAGCAUACAUUCAUAAUGGAUUCUGGCUUGUUAAACUUAUACUUCUGGCAGCAAUGUGCUCAGGAGCCUUCUUCAUUCCUGAUCAGGACACUUUCCUUAAUGCCUGGCGCUAUGUAGGAGCAACAGGAGGUUUCCUUUUCAUUGCCAUUCAGCUCAUCCUGCUUGUUGAGUUCGCACACAAAUGGAAUAAAAAUUGGACUGCAGGUGCAAACCACAAGCAGAUGUGGAAUGGUUUGCUUGCCCUGGUCACGCUCAUCUUGUACUCCAUUGCUGUGGCAGCCCUGGUCCUCAUGGCUCUUUUCUACACACGCUCAGAGGGCUGCAUGUACAACAAGGUCCUGAUCGGUGUUAAUGGUGGCCUGUGCCUCUUUGUCUCGCUGGUGGCCAUAUCGCCCUGUGUCCAGAGUCGCCAACCCCAUUCUGGACUGCUGCAGUCAGGAGUUAUCAGCUGCUAUGUCAUGUACCUCACUUUCUCAGCACUAUCCAGCAAGCCACCAGAAACUAUCCUGGAUGAAAACAAUCAGAACAUCACAAUCUGUGUACCUGAAUUUAGUCAAGGCCUGCACAGAGAUGAAAACCUGGUUACGGGCCUGGGUACUACCAUUUUGUUUGGCUGCAUUUUAUAUUCUUGCUUGACCUCAACAACACGUGCAAGCUCAGAGGCACUGAGGGGAAUAUAUGCAGCACCUGAAACUGAAGUAGCUCGUUGCUGCUUUUGCUGCGUGCCUGACGGAGAUGCUGAUGCUGAAGAGCGCAUUGAAAAAAGGGGGGGCCAGACUGUGAUUUACGAUGAGAAGAAAGGCACGGUGUACAGUUAUGCCUACUUCCACUUCGUUUUCUUCUUGGCUUCGCUCUACGUGAUGAUGACAGUAACUCACUGGUUCCAUUAUGAAAGUGCUCAGAUUGAAAAAUUCUUCACUGGAACCUGGUCCAUCUUCUGGAUUAAGAUGGUCUCUUGUUGGGUUUGUGUCUGUCUGUACUUAUGGACUCUUAUUGCUCCACUCUGUUGUCCAACCAGAGAGUUCUCAGUGUGAACACUCAGAACGUGUUCACCUGAAGAAAAGAAGAAAGUGUUCACUCAGAAGAAAAACUUCUGUGUUUUUCUCUUUUAAUUUUUUUUUUCCUGUUACAAAUAAAAUACAACAGUCAUUUUGUAAUAAUGAAACACAUAUUUCCACUUAUCAUAAUGUACCAGUUAGUAACUUUUGAAUCAGACUAAACAAAUGAUUGAAGACUUUUUUUACCUUUUUUAAUUGUCAUGAACAAGCAUUGCCCAAGGGAACAAAUCUGUUCCAAAACUUUGUAACACUGAUGUGCGGAGUGUAGGAAGCACAGUCAUUACAUAAACUGGAAUAAGUGAAAUGCUUUUCAAAUAACUGACAGUCUUUUUCUGGCUUCAUUGGCGAGAAAAGAAAAAAUCAUGGUGGAGAUAUAUCCUCCUCCCUUCCUGUGAAUGUUGGAUAUCUUUUAGCAAAUAUGCAUUCCUUUUUAUACUAUUCCAUUAACUGUGUCUUCUACAGUUUGCAGUGAUGAUUUGGGCUGCUGUUUUGUACAGCAUAAAAUUCUUCUAAGUAGUAUCCUGAUAAUCUUUUCCAAAAACAUAAUUAAAUACUUCUGUAGAAAUAGAGAAUAUGUAAGAAUUUGACUGCCAAAGCAUCUACUAAAAAUUUUUAAUCUAAAUAUUGAAUAUAUUAAGUUAUUUUAUACCUAGAUUGAGAAAGGAAUGUACCAAUGAUAAUAGAGUAUUUAUUCUAUUGUAACUUUUAAAGGCACCUGAAUAUUUUAUGCAAUUCAGAUCUGUUCCAGUUCUUAACAGGAGUUGUACACACAAAUUCUUAAACUCUAAAUUUUGUCCAACUUUGUUUUGCCAGGUCACUUAAAUGGCAAAUUGUGUGUACUGCAUGGGGAUUUAAGAUACGGUACAUUCUUUAUUCAGAAUGUUUACUGUUGAGAAAAUGCUAAUUACAUGAGCACUGCCAGUUGCUGUUAAAUUUAAAAGUGGAGUGCUCAUUUGCUUUUCUAGCCUGCUGUUUCAACUUGUGUCUAAAGAUUUCCCAGGAUCUUCAGUUCUUUUUCUAUUUCUAAUUUUAAAAUAUUUUAAAUGCAUUGAUGGUCAGAAAAGGACUAUAGUGCGUCAUCUUCCUUUUCUGCCUGUGUGCUGGUUGGAAAGUAUUCAUUUUAACUGCUAUAUUUUUAUACUCCUCUGUUGAUGUUAGUUUUGCUGUUGGGAUGGGAUUUAGCAAACAAAUCCUUUAAUGGAGACUAAACUUAAUUUGGAGAACUCCUAUUCCAAGCAGUGGGGCAAGCAGUGAGAAAAACAAAACCAGGAGACACAAAUGUAAUAGCAGCUGCCUUAGUACAGAUGUCUGACUUGACAAUAUUAAACCCUACCAUAUCACUUUUAUUUGCUUUAAGCAGAUGAUUUGGUGGUAGAACAACAGCUCAGGCGCCCUAAAUGCCGAAUAAGAUUGAACCCAAUAUUAAUUAUCUACACUGCAGUGGGAUGAAUUUAUGACUUAUGCUAGACCCAGAGGUUUUGUCUUCUCUCUCUCUCUCUGCCUACAAUGUGAAAUAUGCAGGAUAUAAACAAAACCAAUUUAGCAAUUCUUUUUUUGAAAUAGGAUUGAGCCUUAAAUCUUCACCCAAUGCUUUCUGUAAAACAGAGAAGAGCACAACAUAGAGGCCAAUGAGACAGCCAAAAUAUUUGCAUGGCUUAUUUGUUCUGUUUCAGUAAGUGAUGGCUAAUGCACACCUGGUGAAUAAUCCUAAUACAACUGAUCUCAGUUCUGCUCUUGUUUUCAUUACCAUUUUUAGCUGCCUUGUUCCUGUGGUAUCCUAGGGCUUCUGUCCUGCCUGGCGCUUGCUCGGGGUGCGAUGUUCCCAACCCGGUGCGCUCUUGCAAAUUAAAUAUACAGGUCUGCAGUCCUGUAUACUUCUACCACCUACCCCAGUGAUCAGGAGCCUCAAAAUACAUCUGUAAUGAGAUCUGAGGGAAGGAGGAGUCUGUGCAAAGGUGUCUCUUGCUGCUCUCCUUGUUUGCACCUAGAGGAAAAAAAAGCAGUUGAAGCCUAGCUUUGGCACUGAGUUGGAAAAGCAACAAAUAUCUCUGGAGAGGGAAGCAGGGUUUUUUUCUUUCCUUUUGCUUCUGCUGGGAGGUUCUGAUCUCACCGAGAGCUCUGCUACUAUGGGAACCUAUCAGUAUGUCUCUGCCUGCAUUAGGAGCCCAGCCGUGCAGAUCCUUCUGCAGCAGGAAAAGGCCUUCGUUGAUGCAUUCGAAAUCUAGAAGCCUUUAUCUGUCCCCUGCCUAAGAUAAGAGCUUAUGGGCUAUGAGGUGUUAACUUGUCCCACCUAACUCAUAGAAGCUAUUCUGACAAGUCUUGAUCCAGUGCUACAGCUGUUAAGCUGCAGCUGAGAUAGUCCAAGCUCUUGCUUCUUCCUUGGCAAAUGUUCCUGAAAGUAUAGGGCCUGCAGGGGUUUCCAUCUAGUGCCGUAUGUGUUGUACUAUGAGAAACCAAGUAUGUUUUUUUUAAAUUAGCAAUGUUUUUUAUAACAGAACAUUCUGGAUAAGAAGUUCUAACAUAAGGUGACACGCACUGUGUCAUGUUAUAUGGCAGGGAAUCGUAACUGUUCUCUGGUUCCGAUAGCAGGCAUCCCAGUCACAAAUGUGGAUGAUCUUAAUACAUAUCUUGGCCAAUGGAUGUUAUUAUUUGUUUACAAAAAUACUUACUGUAUGUAGGCAGUGUCUGCCUGCAUAAGGACUUGCUGCACCUCCUCAUGCUCAUUUUCUUUAUGGUUUGUGUUUAAGGAAAUAGGUUUUGCACAGAGGAAAUGGGAUUGUAAGAGAAAAGUCCACAAUGAGGCAUGAGUCCAUUGUUCUUACAUAGCACUCACCUUACUGAGUUGCUCCUUCGUCCUUCCCUUCCACCAACAAUUGACCUUAAGCAUCUAGAUCUGCAGAUAUACAUACGGUGAGAACGGGGCAGUGGCUGGCUACACCGUUUUGUCUGCUUCUGGGCAAGCACUGCAGGAAAAGACCCAGAAAAUAACUUUGAGGACCUGUGUGUCCAUGCUGAGGCCCCAGAUACAGCUAUGGAUCUCCAGGCCUUUCUGAGGAACCAGUAACUGGUGGCACCUGGGUGUGUAAAGCCUCUAGUUCCUCAAUGAGACACAGCUUCCUGCUGACCAGGCAAAUAUUACAGCCUUAGCGUUCGCUGUAAAAUCUGUACUGUGAACUUCCACGUGCAACUACUUAAGAAAGUCCUUGGCUAGGAUUCGAGGAUUCAAAUGUCCAGGUCAUAGAUUCGACACAGUUCACCCAAAUGGGUUUUUAAAACCUUAUUAAGAAGUGCCUUUAUACCUACUGCUGUGAUAGUUAAUAAUUCAGGUGGCACUGGAACUGGAAAACCUGAACUGAGCCUGUGACUGGGUGGUGCAGUCUUGUAUGUUGCGCCAGUGUGUACAAGACACAGUCGGACCCAUGGUGCAUGUGGAAGACCAAAUAAUCUGUCCUUGACAAACCUCUGGGCAUGAGAUUGAUUCAGAUAUUAAUGUGCAGUGGAAGAUGAACUGGGAACGCUCACAAGUAGCCUGAUGCUUUUGUGAAUAAAUGAGUAGUUGUUGCUUACAUUUACAUUUAAACUGGUGACAGUUAACUUUCUCUCCCGAUACCUGAAAGUGCAGGUAGCUGCUCUGCUUGAGGUGAUUAGCUGUGUGGUGUCUAUCCUGCCUUGUGCCAUGAUUGUUCAUUGAAUUUGUUCCUGGACAUAAGUGAGCAGUGCAGCAUUUCUGGCUCCUCAUAUUUUUGGGGUGUGUGAAGAGAGGAAGCUGCUGUUACAGAGACAGGAACAGGUCCUGUACUGUUUCCUGUAGUUAAAUUUGAAUUUGAACUAAUGCUAUCGUUUAAUGGACUCCUGCAGAAACAGACCACGUUGGCAGAAGUUGGUUCUGCUGGGAAGGUGAAACAAUUUAUUGGCGUUUUCCUACUUGUUCAAAUUUACUGUUGUAAGAAAGGUUCUUUGAAACCUCCCUGCUGCACUACCGUCUUAGGCUGGAACAAGUUUUUCUCAUGAAGGCAACCGAGAGCCACAAUCUUGACUGUUUUUUGUUUGGGGGGAAAUCAGUGGGAUGGACUCAGAGAUCAAGUCUCUGAAUCCAAAUAGAUGGACUAACAGAUGAGACCAUAAAACCUUGCUAAGAACUUGUGGAAAGCAGAUGGAUAUGCUUGUUUGCUGUUUACCACCUAGUUCCUCAAAGCGUACAGGCAGCCCUUGCAGCUGUAUGCCAAGUAAGGAACUCCACUGUGAUCAUACAUCAGAGUAAUUACAUGUUUGUGAUACUCUCAGCUUUGUACUUAAAGCAUUUCCAUGCGAUUCAAAAACCUCGUACUUGUCCAGCUAAUUCAGUAAAUCCUGGCUGGGUUGGGCCACUUUUGUCUGAAACGGGUAAUUCAGUGUUGCUAAUGUAUGCGUAGUCCGGAGAGAGGGUUUAUCCCCUCACAGGAUCAUAAACACUGCAUGUGUAUUUAUUUAUUUAUUUUGUGUUUUAGCACCUUUUUACAAAUCUAGAAGCGCUUUGAAAUUAUAAGCUAUGCACAUAUAAUUGCUUCGUCAGCCACAAGUGCAGACAGUUCUGAGCUAGAACAUUGCUAUUAAUGAAGCAUUCAUUGCACUUGCGAAAAAAACUGUUUUUUAACAGUUGUCUGGUUCUGACCAAUGCAUCAGAAAAAUUUGAGAACUCAAGAUACUGCUGUUCCAACUUUGGCUAGCAGCCCACAGUAUCGUGGGCAUCUCUGAACAGAUUGGUAACAAAACUGCUUUUGAAACAUGCUUUAAAGAUUUUGUGCUAUAAAGAAUUUAUGCUAUAAACUGUUAGGCUUUUCUUCUAAAUAAGUUGAUGAAGCAAAAUACCACAAGGCUGCACCUGUGUGGCUAGAUGAGAGAGAUGAUCUGCAGCGAAAAUUUUGCUCUCGUCUUUCAUUCUGGGCUUUAGAAGAAAUGUCUUUUGCUUGCAGGCUGUAUCCCCUCAUUUUAUUUGCCUUUCUCUCCUUGCAUUUGUUUUUUAAGGGUAUUGUAAACCUGCUUCACUCCCACUCUGCUUCAUGUCAAGUGUGAUGUCUUUGGUGCUAGAAACUAGCAAAGACUUCUUCGCCAGGUCUUGUUGAUCCUUUCCUUUUCAUAGCAGGACAACCGGCGGUGUUGAAGCAAAGUCAAGGAUCAUACUUUAUUAUAUGGGUUGGUUUUCCUCUGUGAAAACUGCUUCUUUGUUUUGUGAAGUGGCCUACAAGUUCUUGUGGGAGGAAAACACAUAAUCAGCGCCAUGACAUUUUACUCUGUUUUCAGUCUUGUAAACAGUAGUUUGAACUCAGUGUUUCACAUGAAUGUACAAGGGAAUGCCGGGGGUCAGGUGCUUAGAAAGCUUUGGGGUUUUGUACUUGUAACAGGAUAUGUAGCUUGGGAGCUGGUAUGUCUCUACAUUUUCAACAUGCUGAAGACAGAAUGCCUGUGUGCCCCAGGAUGGGGAUGCAGACACACUGCACAUGGUCUGAAGUAGAAACUUUGGGAGACUGGCAUGAUGGCUGCUUUCUAAUGCCCGAAGAAACUCUGUAGGGUUCAAGGAGGCCUUAAAUCCCAUUUUGUUUUGUUUUUUUUUCUCAAAGCUGGUUUCAACUCAUUCCACACCUGUUCAGUAAUGUUAUUUUUUAAAAGUUGGAAUUUAUUUCAGAUGUAAGCCACGUUGGCUUUCCCCUGUUUGCCAGUCUCCAGUAGUUCCCAGUGUGUAGCAUACAGCUCCUGGCACAAACUUCUUCAGAGCCACAGUCAUCAGCUUUGAAACUGUUCCAGCAGCUUAAAGCUUGCAGGGCUUUUGCUCGCCAGAGCUGCGGGGUGCAUCACUGCAGCCAUGCUUUUGCCAAAGAAGCCUCAGUGCGAAGCCAGAAUAAUUUUGGAAAGCUAUGGGGAAAUAAUGUCUCUUACUCAUACCGUAGCUUUAUUUUUCCUCUUACCGAUACACGUCCAGGUGCUUAGGUGUCAUCAGACAUCCAUGCAAACUUAAAGCAAGGGGAAUUAACUUUCAGAGAAAAUUGUUCAACUUGUUGUAUGCAAGCUGAGAAAGUAUUUACUAGGGUCAUAUGGGCUCACUGUCUACUUUUUGUUUACCACCAGUGAGUGGUCUUCAGUCUCAUAUAUGCCAUGUUCAAAAAACUGGAUGCAAAGUAGUCAAAAUGUAAAGACUUUUUCUUAACGGUGAAUGGUUUUUAAUUAGUCUUUUUCAAAGUUCUUAAUAUCGCAAGGGAACUUUUUGGUGUGUAUGUGUGGUUUUAUUUUACUAAGCUGUAGCCCAGUGGAGGUUUGCUAGUUUAUUUAACAUUUUUUGAGAGUGUUGUGAUCUGUAGUAACUGUAACACUUUGACUUUUAAGGAUUGGCAAAGAUUUCAGAAUUGUAAGAUCUUAUUUGUAAAGUAGUCAACAGCUUUGCCUUUCUCAAGCAUGUUAAUGGGUUUAAUGGACACUUCCUUUUGUAUACAGAGUGAAUGUAUUGUUAUAGAUUUAAUGUUUAAUGGACCAAUAAAGUUUUUCUUACAUUUGAAA
Tyto alba (common barn owl) is the source of this 8099-nucleotide messenger RNA. It is a transcript of the gene SERINC5, whose product is annotated as serine incorporator 5. The transcript has 12 exons. Gene Ontology annotation, cellular component: membrane. The coding region runs from base 159 to 1547 and encodes 462 amino acids. The record is from RefSeq and is a predicted model, not a curated record. NCBI's taxonomy places the organism in Eukaryota, Metazoa, Chordata, Aves, Strigiformes, Tytonidae.